Acanthochromis polyacanthus (spiny chromis) is the source of this 1341-nucleotide messenger RNA. It is a transcript of the gene c19h8orf33, whose product is annotated as chromosome 19 C8orf33 homolog. Bases 208 to 1104 code for a protein of 298 amino acids. NCBI's taxonomy places the organism in Eukaryota, Metazoa, Chordata, Actinopteri, Pomacentridae. The record is from RefSeq and is a predicted model, not a curated record. The transcript has 5 exons.
CAUUACCAGACGGACCUAUUCUCAAGUGACAUAGGUGGUAAGUUUCUGCAUUCGACAUGGCUUGAUGGAAAACAGGAAAAUAGAAGAAUUUAGAAGUAAACUUGUGCUUGCUUCGGUGAUCAUGUUUAGAUGUCAGAUGUGUGGAGUUAAAUAAUCGAGUCGAACGGGCGCGUUUCAGCUGAAAACCUGCAAAUCUGAGGAACCAGCAUGACUGAGCAGAGGCUGCUGUUUAUAGAUAUAGAUACUCAGUCAGUCAGCUCCACACCCGCAGAAGGCCGAGCCGAGAAUCCUCUCUGGACCCGCAGUGACAACACCUUCAGAUUUAACUUCCUUGCCGACAACGUUCAGGAGAAAACAUCCCCAUCAGACAGCACUGAGACAUCAACAAGCCAGAUAUCCUUCGCAGGGCCGGGAUCAGAUUUUGCCUUCAACUUUCAAAUCCCGCCUGCAGAAGACAUGGACACGACAGAUGCCACCGCCAACGCCUCUUCUUCAGGCAGCCAGCAGUGCAUCCAAGAUGAAAAGCCUUCUGGUUUGCAGGAGGGUAAGUCUGCAUCUGAACCGUCUGUGCAGUCAAAAUCAAAGAAGAAGAAGAAAUCUGGAAAGAAAAAAACAUCUGAGCAACCGCAGAAGCCAGCUGAGCGGAGUCCAGGAGGAGAAGAAGCAGAGCUGAGUGCAGAGGAGCAGCUGAACAGGCAGCUGGACUGGUGCAUCGAGCAGCUGGAACUGGGAUUGAAGUGCCAGAAGGGGACACCAAAGCAGAAGGAAGAGGCCUCUCGUGCCCUGAAAACUCUGCGGAGCUCCAAAGCUCCUCUGGCAAAGAAGAGGCAGCUGAUGAGAGCCAUGACCGGAGACUACAGGAAGAAAAUGGAAGAAGAGAAGAGCAGGCAGUUCAAACUCAUUCAGAAUGAAAUUGCAUCAGCUCAGGUCAAAGUUGUAUCAGACUCCCCAAAGAAGUCUGUGUUCCACCGGAGAGCUGAAGUGAAAACGCAGACACCAGCAGCAGAAGAAAACCUGCAGCAAACUGCAGCCCAGACUCAGGAGGAGACAUCAGCUUUUGUCUUUACUCCAUCAAAGGAGGAAUUUCGAUUCAAUUUUCUUUGAUUUUUUUUUCUGUCCCGAAGACAAUCCUUACACCAUCAGCGAGUGGCACUUACCUGAACAGUCUGAACUGUGUGACGGAGACUCUGGUGAUAGAAAUGUUAAAAAAGCAUAAAAACCCAUAAACUGCAGCUGAAGAUAUGCAGAGAAAACAUACUGAAAUUACAAGUCAUAUUCAAAAACAUUCGUUCUUUCGGUUUGUACCAUAUUUCAAAAUAAAAAUGUGUGUUUUUGCUUUAA